UCAUUUAAAGGUUAUACAACUGGCAGUACAUCAACUACAUCUUCUAGUUUACACAAAACAAACAAGCAGUCAGUAGCCCAAGUUAAUAUUCUUGGGCAUAAUGCUACCUACCAAAAUACUCGUACAUCUGCCCAAUCUAACGAGAUCUGUA
Racocetra persica is the source of this 151-nucleotide messenger RNA. Lineage: Eukaryota; Fungi; Glomeromycota; Glomeromycetes; Diversisporales; Gigasporaceae. The record is from the annotation of a GenBank genome assembly.